GGGGAUCUUUCGCGAACCCCGCCAUGGUCGAGUCAUCAUCAUAACGCGCCUUUUCCGCGGGCGACCUGCUGAUUGCACCAUGCUUGUAUUUACCCCUCCCGUAUAGAUAACCCAGAUUCUCCUCACUUCUUUUGCAUCUCGUCGGUGACAUCUACUUUCCGUCCACGAUACGCACAGUCAUGCAGCCUCCUCGUGCUUUUCUGCCCUUGCUGGCCAUGUCGCUAGCCCUUCCAGCCUCGGCUGAGAAAGUGCUCGGCGCCUAUAUCUUUGCUCGUCACGGUGAUCGGACAGCCAAGGUGCUGAAGAACACGGAACUGACCGAUCUGGGCUACAGUGAGGUCUUCGCUACUGGUAGUUACUACCGAAGCCGCUACAUUGACUCGGACUCCACCCUGCAGAUCCAAGGCAUCAGCGAGGAUAUCGUCAAGCUCAGUCAGAUCAGUGCCUCAUCGCCGUCGGAUAAUGUGCUGCAGAACUCCGCCACGGGCUUCUUGCAGGGCGUCUAUCCUCCUGUUGGCGCGUCGGCGAACGAGACUUUGGCUGAUGGGCGGAUCGUCGACUCGCCAAUGGAUGGCUAUCAGUUGAUUCCACUGGCUUUGACUGAUUCGGGGUCGAACAGUGAGGAUACCACUUGGCUUCAGGACGCGACAAAUUGCCAGAAUGCCGAAGUUAGCAGCAACAAUUACUAUAGUUCAUCGCUAUACAACUCGCUGCUCAAUACCACGAAGGACUACUAUCAGUCAUUCUCGUCAAUGCUGAACAGUUCCUUUUCCGAAUCUGCAAUGAGUUUCAAGAAUGCAUACACCAUCUUUGACUACCUUAACGUCGGCUAUAUUCACAACACCACGAACGUCCCGACGGAAGACCAGCUCCACCAGCUGUUCCUGCUGGCGAAUAUCGAGCAAUACAAUCUAGCCUACAACUCGUCCGAGACUAUCCGCGCUAUAGCUGGUGCCAUGCUUGCGGGAGACGUCCUCCAGGGCCUUAACAAGACAGUCACAUCCAAGGGGAAGACCAAGCUGAAUGUCCAAUUCGGCUCUUAUGGAACGUUCCUAUCAUACUUCGGUCUCGCCCAGCUACCCGCGGCCGAUGUCAACUUCACUGGAAUUCCAGAUUAUGCCUCCUCCAUGGCCUGGGAGCUCGUGACGAACUCCUCGGGGGAUUUCCCGCCCACCUCCGAGAUUAGCGUGCGAUUCGUCUUUCAUAAUGGCACCAUUAACGAAUCCAUGUCCGAUAGCCCUACCGCGUACCCACUUUACGGGCAAUCGAGCCUCACCAUCCCUUGGUCGGACUUUGUCGACCGAACUGAAAAGAUCGCUGUUACCUCGACGUCGCAGUGGUGCCAGAUGUGCGGCAACACCAACGGCCAAUGUGCAUCCUACUCGAACAGCUCCGAUUCUGGCUCCACUGUCCAGACUCAGUCGAGCAGUGGUAUCUCCAGGCCGGUCGCUGGUGUCAUUGGUGCCAUGGUCACCCUGGCGGUGAUCCUGGGCGUGGAGGCGCUUUUCCUCCUCGUUGGAGGGUUCCGCAUAAUCAAGAAAAGAGCGGCUGUGGCGGACGCUGCUGUGGAUGAGGACAAACCGGAGUAAGCUGGGCGAACAAAUUAAUCCGCAACGUAUCAAAAUUGACGAGUUUGGAUGACCUGAUAAUUCUGCUGGUGACUAUUUCUCAUGUCUGUUUCGCCCUUUCGGGCUCCAGUUUGUAGCCUUCCUCCGGUUAGCUCAUAUCACCAGCAUUUUGUCCCACCUUC
Aspergillus ibericus CBS 121593 is the source of this 1750-nucleotide messenger RNA. Its product is annotated as phosphoglycerate mutase-like protein. Gene Ontology annotation, molecular function: phosphatase activity. The transcript has a single exon. Lineage: Eukaryota; Fungi; Ascomycota; Eurotiomycetes; Eurotiales; Aspergillaceae. The coding region runs from base 180 to 1589 and encodes 469 amino acids. Gene Ontology annotation, biological process: dephosphorylation. The record is from RefSeq and is a predicted model, not a curated record.